Clupea harengus (Atlantic herring) is the source of this 1954-nucleotide messenger RNA. RefSeq names its product coagulation factor II thrombin receptor like 2 (gene f2rl2). The record is from RefSeq and is a predicted model, not a curated record. Gene Ontology annotation, molecular function: thrombin-activated receptor activity. Gene Ontology annotation, biological process: positive regulation of Rho protein signal transduction; blood coagulation; phospholipase C-activating G protein-coupled receptor signaling pathway. NCBI's taxonomy places the organism in Eukaryota, Metazoa, Chordata, Actinopteri, Clupeiformes, Clupeidae. Gene Ontology annotation, cellular component: plasma membrane.
CUGACGCGGCGCUGUGGAAUUCAGACUCCCUCAGCCUCCACAAGUCUCCACAGGAAACCAGCGCUAUAGUGCAAGCGGCUACCCUACGUGUUCACCAUCUGUUGAACUGUAAACUAACAGAGAGAGAAAGAGAGAGAGAGAGAGAGAGAGAGAGAGAGACACACUGAGCCCGACGCUGAGGAUCGCACCACCACUAAGAGAGCUGUGGACGGAGGACAGCUGGACAUUCACAGCAGCCCUAUUCUGAACACUGAAUGUGAGUGUAGACAAGAGGGGGACAGAAUAUGUAAAUCUAACUACAUUUGGAAGAAAAGGAUCAAAGAAAAAGAUAUGAAGAAAUCACUGCUGGUGCUGAUGAUUACACUUGUGUUACCGACGCUCUCGAUUCAAGAUAAAGACGAGAGGCCCAAAGGGAAGGCAGUUGCCCCCCCGAGAACCUACAGCGGGCGGAGAACCUCCUCAGGCUCCAAUGGCGACAACUGCACCAGCAACUUCAGCCAGCCUCAAGAGCUGGAGCUCGACCACCAACACGCCGAGGAGUACCUGAUGGGCAUCCUGAGCACCAGGAUUCUCCCCAGUGCCUACCUGCUGGCUAUGGCGGUGGGCAUCCCGUCCAAUGCCUUCAUCCUGGCGUGCCUCAGUGGGCGCACACGAACCUGCUCGGGUGCCGUUCUCUACCUCAGCCUGGCCGCCUCCGACAUCCUCCUGCUCUUUGCGCUGGCCCUACGUGUGCACUACCAUUUCCAUGGCAACAACUGGGUGUUUGGUGAAGCCGCCUGCCGUCUGGUCACUGCCUGUUUCUAUGGCAACGUGUACUGCUCUGUGCUGGCACUCAUGUGCGUGAGCAUCAUGCGAUACCUGGCUGUAGCGCGGCCCUUCGUCUACAAGGCCCUGCCCAAGCGCUGCUGCGCCAUGUUGGCCACGAUUGCCGUCUGGCUGGCGUGUGGCGUGGCCAUGGUGCCUGAGCUGCUUGUGCACCAGACCUACCGGCUGCCCAGCCUGGGCAUCACCACCUGCCACGAUGUGCUGCCCUAUGUGGAGGAGCCCUUCGCCUUCCUCAUACCCUACCGACUGGGCAUGAUUGGCGCGGGGCUGGUGCUGCCCGCCGCCGUCAUCACAUUCGCGUACGGCUCCAUCGUGCACCACCUGGGCCGCUCCAGCUGCGACUGGUCGCUGUAUGUCAGGGCCAGCACCCUCGUCUUCGUCAUCUUCGUCCUCUGCUUCGCGCCCAGUGCUGUCGUUCACUUCCUGCACUACGUGAAGCUGUACACGGCCCGGCAGGACCACUUCUACGCCUACUACGGCGUGGCUGUCUGCCUGUGCUGCUUCCACAGCUGCCUGGACCCCUUCCUCUCCUACAUCCUGUCAAGGACCACCAACUCUAGCCUGCACUUUGUCAGCUUCAGGAAGAAGCCCUCUAGGAUGUCUGUCUUUAUCUGAACUUGUGGGAACCCCCUAUGGCGUUUUGUUCGGCGCAGAAGAGGUGGGUGGACGACCAGACAACACAAACAUCACCUUAAACAAUGCAUGCCUGUGACAGAACACUGUGUGCUAGUCUAUAUUAGGAAACCAAAACAAACCAAGGCAUAAGAACUGCUUCAGAACAAAAUGGCUUCUUCUCUUCAGGCUGGAUUUAACAUUCUCUCCAACACAACACAGCUUCGCUGCCAGAGAAGAGCCUUAGUACUUUUAUAAGAGACAACCAUAUAAUUUCAGCCUCUGUGCCUUAAAUCCUUGUAAACAUUCCUUGGACUGUUAACAGCCAUCCUUGUUUUGACUUGAGGCAAAGGUUCUCCUCAGGCUAUAUAAACUUAAUGGCUAGGUGUAUAUUUGCAUUGUAAAUAUGUUGAUCUUUACUGAAUCUUUAAUGUCUUCUAACCGAACGUAUGUACGGUAUAUAAGUUUACAGCUAAUUUUCCUUCAAGGGACAAUAAAAUAUAUAUUUAUAUUUCAA